AAACUCUAAAGAAGUCCAAGAUAAUAGACUUGAUCUGGAUCGUCUUCAGCAAUUUGUCUUGGAACUGUAAAUAACUGUACAAGUAUUACAACGAGAAGGACGGAGUUUGUCUAAUUCUGUGCUUUUCUUAACCCCCCAAGCUUGCUUGUUGAACGAGCCAAUAGGAAAUAUCCGAUGACUGAGAUACCUGGUUGCUGGUGAUGUCACAUAAUGCAGGAACCUGCUCCCCAUGUCUGAGCUGAUGAUACUAAACAAAAACAAGAUUGCCCUGUUACCUUAGCUUACCUAGUCCGCUUAUUCCUCAUAAAUUAUCCCCUCCCUUCGUUUGCUCGCUCCCGUCUUGGCUCUGUAUUCUCACGCUACUCUUCGAAAGCCAAGACUUGAGAGAUAUCCAUCAUGGUGAGAGCAGCAUUCUUGGGCUUGUUGCCCGCCGUUAUGGCCAUCCCGGCAGCCGUUCCCGGUCCCGCACCAACGGUUUAUCGUAGAGAGGCAAUUCCAGCUGCUCAGCCUACGCAGGUUAUGGACCUCGAGCGACGCGACAUCAUUGGCGAUGUGGAGACGUAUGUCGGCAGUCUUGUUAGUGGUGUUGAGACAAAGAUCAAGGGAUGGGUCAAUUCAGGCAUUCUCGACUUUCCAACUGGUUUCCCUACAGGCGAUGCUGUUAAGAAGUCAGCAGGCGUCGACGACGAUGAUUUGAAGGCGGAGCCGACACAGGUUCUAAAUAUUCCCCCAUACGGCAAUUGGACCAACAAGGGAUGGAACGUUCGAGUGCACGGCAAUGUUUACAAGAUCCCCAACCUGAGCCAGGAGAAAGUCGACGACCUCGCCAAUGUCUUCCUUAUCGAUACGAGUGUUGACAAACUGUCAAAGUCUCAGCAAGCUCAGGCUCGAAAUGUGACAAAGUCCAUCUUUGUGGUGCAACAGGACAAUGUUGAGGUCAAGAUAAACUUUGUGAACAAUGUUGAUGUGUCUCCUGAUGAGAGCGGUGGUGCAAUUGAUGCGAGGGGAGGUUCGCAAAACAUUACCAUGCCAUAUAACACAACUCUUGAGGGCGACUUUGACGCUUUCGUCGUGCUUAAGAACACCACUGGCCCCAACAAUGGCUAUUUGAUCCCCGGUAACGAAACUUCGAAGAUCCAGACCCUCAAUGUUUAUGCUGAGGGUAAGAACAACAGCGGAAACGCAACCGCUUACCUCGUACCACCCAAGGGUAUCACGAUUGUCUCCGACAUCGACGAUAUUCUGCGAGUGACAAAGAUUUACGAGCCAAAGGAGGGUCUUCUCAACACCUUUGCUCGACCUUUCACUCCAUGGAUGAACAUGCCCGACAUUUACGCCAACUGGUCGUCUUCAGUGAAGGAUUUGCACUUCCACUAUCUCACUACGACACCUGAGCAGGCCACUCGUAACUACAUGAGCUUCAUCUACAACACUUACCCACUGGGCUCAUUCGAUACCCGUCCACUGAACUUCUCAGACGGCUCAGCGACACUGUCCAUCCGUCGCUUCUUGCUCGACAAGGUCUUCCAGACCUUCCCUGAUCGCAAGUUCAUCCUCGUCGCCGACACGAGCAACUCAGACGUAAUGAAGGACUACCCAGCGAUGUACAAGGACUAUCCCGGCCAAGUGCAGUGUAUCCUCCUGCGCAACACCAGCUCCACCGACAGCGGUGACAAGUUCCCGUACAACACAAAGGGCUUCAAGGAUAUUCCCCAGAAGAACUACAUGUUCUUCCACGUGCCUGACGAUAUCGCAAAGAUUGACAUUGCCAAUGGGGGAUGCUACAACAGCUCUAUCAAGCAGAAUGUGACUUUUGACUACCAAGGCCUUCCCUUUGGUUUGAGCGAUGACGAUAAUGCCGCUGCGGGUGUUACACCUAGGUUAGGAAUGGUUGUUGCAGGAUUAAUUGCUGCUGGUUUGGCGAUGAUGGCUUAGUUGGAUUAGAGGGCGUUAUUCCGGGGUAUCAUAGAUUCAGACUGUAGCAUAGGUAGUUACGAGCAUAAUGAUUACGUUGAGUUACUCACGAUAGACCUCACUCCUGUCCCCAGACGCUGUAAUCGAAGAAGAUCUCUGGUUCCA
This is a messenger RNA of Fusarium oxysporum Fo47, 2079 nucleotides long. RefSeq names its product phosphatidate phosphatase App1 family protein. Gene Ontology annotation, molecular function: phosphatidate phosphatase activity. Lineage: Eukaryota; Fungi; Ascomycota; Sordariomycetes; Hypocreales; Nectriaceae. The record is from RefSeq and is a predicted model, not a curated record. Gene Ontology annotation, cellular component: actin cortical patch. The coding region runs from base 397 to 1935 and encodes 512 amino acids. The transcript is spliced from 3 exons.